Molecule: messenger RNA, 612 nt
Organism: Trichomycterus rosablanca
Lineage: Eukaryota; Metazoa; Chordata; Actinopteri; Siluriformes; Trichomycteridae
Gene: rps24
Product: ribosomal protein S24
Exons: 6
Coding region: 149-544 (131 amino acids)
Biological process (GO): translation
Cellular component (GO): ribosome
Molecular function (GO): structural constituent of ribosome
Source: RefSeq, a predicted model, not a curated record
UUCAACUCGCAGCUUCAGUAUUUGGUGGAACAUAAAGAUUAAGGCAGGCUGUGAAAAAGUCACCCCGACCGCGUUGCAGACAGGCAUAUUGGUGGACACCCUCAGGUCCUUCUUUCUUUUUCUCGUUCCUGAGCGAGCUGACGCCAAGAUGAACGACUCAGUCACACUUAGAACCAGGAAGUUCAUGACGAACCGCCUGCUUCAGAGGAAGCAAAUGGUUCUCGAUGUUCUGCACCCUGGCAAGGCAACAGUCCCCAAGACUGAAAUCAGGGAAAAGCUUGCCAAGAUGUACAAGACAACCCCUGAUGUAGUCUUCGUCUUCGGUUUCAAGACCCAGUUUGGUGGUGGCAAGACAACAGGGUUUGCCAUGAUCUACGAUUCCUUAGACUUUGCCAAGAAGAACGAGCCCAAAUACAGACUGUCCAGACAUGGUCUUUAUGAGAAGAAAAAGACUUCCAGAAAACAGCGUAAGGAAAGAAAGAACAGAAUGAAGAAAGUAAGAGGCACCAAGAAGGCAUCUGUUGGUGCUGCUGGCAAGAAGUAAGAUCUUCAGUGCAGACCGUCGCCCUGAAUGUUCUUGUUUGUGAAAUAAAAAAAAUAAAAAAAAAAGAA